CUGCGCGCUCGCCGAGACCCAGACGGCUGCAGCAGCCCAGGCGGCCUCGGGUUUGGCUGCACCAUGAACGGCUCGGGCGACCCGGGGGCCGAGAACGCGAGCCAGGCGGACAGCGGGGGCAGCUGGCAGCCUGAGGCGAUCCUCGUGCCCCUGCUCUUUGCGCUCAUUUUCCUCCUGGGCACCGUGGGCAACGCGCUGGUGCUGGCCGUGCUGCUGCGCGGGGGCCAGGCGGUCAGCACCACCAACCUGUUCAUCCUCAACCUGGGCGUAGCCGACCUGUGCUUCAUAGUGUGCUGCGUGCCUUUCCAGGCCACCAUCUACACCCUGGACGGCUGGGUGUUCGGCUCGCUGCUCUGCAAGGCCGUGCACUUCCUCAUCUUCCUCACCAUGCACGCCAGCAGCUUCACGCUGGCCGCUGUCUCUCUGGACAGGUAUCUGGCUAUCCGCUACCCGCUGCACUCCCGCCAGCUGCGCACGCCUCGAAACGCUCUGGCGGCCAUCGGGCUCAUCUGGGGGCUGGCGCUGCUUUUCUCCGGGCCCUAUCUGAGCUACUACCGUCAGUCGCAAUUGGCCAACCUGACUGUGUGCCACCCAGCGUGGAGCGCGCCUCGUCGCCGCGCUAUGGACAUCUGCACCUUCGUCUUCAGCUACCUGUUGCCGGUGCUGGUUCUCGGCCUGACCUACGCGCGCACCCUGCGCUACCUCUGGCGCUCUGUCGACCCGGUGGCUGGCUCGGGUGCACCGCGCGCCAAGCACAAGGUGACGCGCAUGAUCGUCAUUGUGGCCGCGCUCUUCUGCCUCUGUUGGAUGCCCCACCACGCGCUGAUCCUUUGCGUGUGGUUUGGCCGCUUCCCACUCACACGCGCCACCUACGCGCUGCGCAUCCUCUCGCACCUGGUCUCAUACGCCAACUCCUGCGUCAACCCCAUCGUCUACGCGCUGGUCUCCAAACACUUCCGCAAGGGCUUCCGCAAGAUUUGCGCGGGUCUCUUGGGCCGCGCCCCGCGUGGAGCCUCCAGACGCGUGUGCGUCGAGGUGCCUGGCACGCACACUGGCAGCGUGCUGGAGCGCGAGUCCACAGACCUGACGCAUGUGAGCGAGGCAGUCGGGCCCCUUAUCUCUGCCCCCGUGCUUCCAAGCUGUGCAGCCUCUUGCCAAGUCCCCGGCCCAUCAAUGGACCAAAAGGCCUCCAACAGCAUCUUGACAGUUAAUGUGACCUGAGUGCACCUAUGGAGUAAGCUUGGAUGUUAAGUGGUUGGAGCCUGAGGUUGGGGACCGUGGGAAGUUUCCUGUUAAUAAAACGUGCAAAACCAUUCCA
Castor canadensis (American beaver) is the source of this 1318-nucleotide messenger RNA. It is a transcript of the gene Galr2, whose product is annotated as galanin receptor 2. Gene Ontology annotation, biological process: G protein-coupled receptor signaling pathway; negative regulation of adenylate cyclase activity; positive regulation of cytosolic calcium ion concentration. Gene Ontology annotation, cellular component: plasma membrane. Gene Ontology annotation, molecular function: galanin receptor activity. NCBI's taxonomy places the organism in Eukaryota, Metazoa, Chordata, Mammalia, Rodentia, Castoridae. The record is from RefSeq and is a predicted model, not a curated record.